Molecule: messenger RNA, 462 nt
Organism: Anneissia japonica
Lineage: Eukaryota; Metazoa; Echinodermata; Crinoidea; Comatulida; Comatulidae
Product: HEAT repeat-containing protein 5B-like
Exons: 3
Biological process (GO): retrograde transport, endosome to Golgi; intracellular protein localization; endocytosis
Cellular component (GO): endocytic vesicle; Golgi apparatus; membrane
Source: RefSeq, a predicted model, not a curated record
GCAGAACCAUCCUGAUUCAUUAGUCGCCUCUGAAGCAAUCUCUUGUCUGCAACAGCUUCACAUGUUUGCUCCACGUCACGUGAACCUGUCUACGUUAGUUCCUCAUUUAUGUAAUGCACUCUGCAGUCCUCACCUUUUGCUUAGGCGAGCUGCUCUAGCAUGCCUACGUCAAUUAUCUCAACGUGAAGCACGUGAGGUCAGUGACUAUGCAAUGUCACUAGCUAGAGACAGCAACGAAAAUAAUUGGCCUACAGAUACACUCGUCAUAACUGAAACUGGCAUAGAAGGUGUUUUGUUUGGUAUGCUUGACAAGGAAACUGAUGGUAAAUUACGCUCCGAUAUCCACGACACAUUAAUAAGUAUGUUGCUGGAGAUGGCUGGUGACAACUUAACACGAUGGCUGGCAUUAUGCAAGAGCGUCCUGUCUGCAUCGAAAGGUAAGAUUAAGCAUAUUAGUGUUGU